Molecule: messenger RNA, 683 nt
Organism: Rhagoletis zephyria (snowberry fruit fly)
Lineage: Eukaryota; Metazoa; Arthropoda; Insecta; Diptera; Tephritidae
Source: RefSeq, a predicted model, not a curated record
AUGUUCACGAAGCAGAAUCUUCUUUGGGCAAGGAGCUGGACAUCGAGGCAAAGUGCACACAUGAUCAUGAAUGCAUCCAAAUUGGACACUUCAAUGAAACUACUGUGCACUGCGUGGAAGGAAAAUGUGAAAUUAAGUCUGUCAACGGAACAGAUUACGGACAAUUAGAACAGGAAACAAAAAAAGACAAGCGAAGUGCUUCAGAGAAGAGCAUGAGAAUCGGCUUUAUGUACUCUGAAAUUAUCAGUGGUAUGGGAGUUGUGCUCGGACAGUUCUUCAAGGAGCCUGCGACCAUCAACUAUCCCUUCGAGAAAGGACCUCUUAGUCCACGGUUCCGUGGUGAACAUGCUCUGAGACGAUACCCGUCCGGUGAAGAACGAUGUAUUGCCUGUAAGCUGUGCGAAGCCAUCUGUCCAGCACAGGCCAUCACCAUUGAAGCGGAGGAGCGUGCUGAUGGAAGUCGACGAACUACCCGUUACGAUAUUGACAUGACCAAGUGCAUUUACUGUGGCUUUUGCCAAGAGGCCUGUCCUGUCGAUGCCAUCGUCGAAGGGCCUAACUUUGAAUAUUCCACCGAAACUCACGAAGAGUUGCUGUACAACAAGGAGAAACUACUUGAAAAUGGUGAUAAGUGGGAAAUAGAAAUUGCGGCUAACCUCGAAGCGGAUCAUCUUUAUCGGUAG